Messenger RNA from Serpula lacrymans var. lacrymans S7.9, 471 nucleotides. RefSeq lists its product as uncharacterized. The record is from RefSeq and is a predicted model, not a curated record. Bases 106 to 321 code for a protein of 71 amino acids. The transcript has 4 exons. Lineage: Eukaryota; Fungi; Basidiomycota; Agaricomycetes; Boletales; Serpulaceae.
GGGGUAUUUACAGUGAUAUACUAUUGAUCCAGUGGUUGUCCAACAGGAUUAAAGAGAUCUUGAAGAGACGGCAAAUCAGUAUUUGUGGUCCCCAUUUGCUCAUUGAUGUUCAGUACGUCUCUGGUGUCUCUAGCUGCUAUGUUGACUGCAUUGGGAUUUGGCAGUGCCGUUGUGCCUGUGGUUUGGCUUUCAAGCAUCUGUGCCACAUCAUCAUGUGGCCUCCCUUGCGCAUGGUCAAAAUUUGUAAGGAUGUCUUCAAAUUGGUCAAGAGCAGGGUUCGGAGAGAAGAGAAGACCUGUGUCUUCCAGCAAGGAAUUCUGAUAGCAAUCAGUGGACUUUUGGAGGGAUGCAAUGGCACCGGCAGGUGGUUGACUUGGGACUGUUGAUCCUCCCGCCUGAAUAGCGACUGCAGAAGAUGUCAAAGGAGCUUCGCCUUCAAUGCCGUUUUGUUCCCUUGUCUGAUCUAGUUUG